AUGCCCCAAUCUGGAAGCAACUCGGAACCGGGUUUACUACAGACAACCGUUGUAUUCCCUCCGAGCCCCCCUAGCACCGUGGGAAGAUCUCGAAGGUGUAGUGUGGAUGGCAAUCCCAACGAUAUCGCCUUCCCUGUAUCGCCUACCGUAGCAAACGACGACUCCCCUAUCUAUCCUCUACCCCCAAAAAAUUCGAAAAAAUCAGUUCGACCAGAGGACCUCAAAACACCAGAUAGCCACGUUGCAAGAGACGCUCGCCUGAUUCGACUAACCGGCAUACACCCAUUCAAUUGCGAACCUCCCCUGCGCGACUUAUACGAUGAAGGGUUUUUGACUAGUGAGGACCUUCACUAUGUUAGAAACCAUGGACCGGUACCCCGAUGUGACGAUGGUGACAUGGAUCAGUGGACAUUCACCGUCGAGGGCCUGGUUGAGAAUCCAUUUACUCUUAGCGUCGGGGAGCUCAUCGCAUCUUAUGAACAGGUGACAUACCCCAUCACUCUUGUCUGCGCGGGCAAUCGCCGCAAGGAACAAAAUGUGGUCCGCAAGUCAAAAGGUUUCUCCUGGGGCUCGGCCGGUCUCUCAACAGCUCUGUGGACUGGUGUUGCCCUUUGCGAUUUGAUAGCCAAGGCAAGACCGAGGAGAGGUGCGAGAUAUGUAUGUUUCGAAGGAGCUGAUAAACUGCCAAACGGCCACUAUGGGACGUCUGUUAAGCUCAAUUGGUGCCUAGAUCCAAACAGAGGUAUUAUGGUCUCUCAUAAAAUGAACGGUUGUGUUCUGCACCCUGAUCACGGCAAGCCUGUUCGAGUCGUUAUCCCUGGACAAAUCGGAGGCCGCAGUGUCAAAUGGUUGAAGAGGAUAACAGUUACCGAGAAACCAAGCGACAACUGGUAUCACAUCUAUGAUAAUAGAGUUCUGCCAACUAUGGUGACACCCGAGGCAAGUGCCGACCUGCCGGAUACGUGGAAAGAUGAGCGGUAUGCCAUAUAUGACCUUAACACCAAUAGUGUCAUCUGUUACCCGGCUCACAAUGAAAAACUCUUACUAAAUGGCGACUUGAGCACGUAUAAAGUCCGGGGAUACGCAUAUGGUGGUGGAGGUAAACGGAUUACUCGGAUCGAGGUUACUUUGGACAAGGGCAAGACUUGGAGAUUGGCCAAUAUUGAUUACCCCGAGGACCGAUAUCGCCUUGCUCCCGACGGAGAAAGACUAUAUGGCGGGAGAGUUGACAUGUGGUGGCGGGAGACAUCGUUUUGUUGGUGUUUCUGGGAGCUCGACAUUGACAUCGAAGAUCUCAAAACAGUGACGGAUAUCAUGGUCAGAGCAAUGGACGAAAGCCUCACGGUACAGCCCAGGGACAUGUAUUGGAGUGUUUUGGGUAUGAUGAACAACCCUUGGUUCAGGGUUGUUGUCCAUAAUAUCGGCCACGCAUUGCAGUUUGAGCACCCUACGCAACCAGCUCUGAUUCCCGGUGGGUGGAUGGAGAGGAUCAAGAAGGCAGGAGGCAAUCUCACAAAUGGCUCGUGGGGUGAAAAGUUGGCUGGCCCAUCUGAAGAUGUAACGAAACAAGAACCAGAAAAAGAUGUAUGCAUGACUAACCCCAGAGCUAGCCGUCUGGUUACCAUGUGUGAAAUGAAAUCCCACAGUGGUGAACAUGAACCUUGGUUCAUUGUUAAUGGACAGGUAUACGACGGGACACCAUUUUUGGAGGGUCAUCCCGGUGGCUCUGCAUCAAUAUUCGGAGCUGCUGGACAAGAUGUUACGGAGGAAUUUGUCACAAUUCGUAAGAAUAGCCUCCCAAUCAAGGCGUGCUCCAUCCUGCUCUGCUGUUGGUAUGCUGUCUAUGCUAACUAUGGCUCAACUCAGACAGUGAAAACGCCAAAGCCAUGA
Molecule: messenger RNA, 1890 nt
Organism: Metarhizium acridum CQMa 102
Lineage: Eukaryota; Fungi; Ascomycota; Sordariomycetes; Hypocreales; Clavicipitaceae
Source: RefSeq, a predicted model, not a curated record